AUGAAAAAAGAAAAUCAGACAUCAGAGACAGAUUUUAUCUUCAUUGGGUUUUCCUAUCUUCCACACUUGCGGAGCCUUCUUUUUUUUAUCUUUUUGCUACUCUACACAUUUACUUUAUUAGGAAAUGCUAUCACCAUCCUGAUUAUCUGUUUGAAUCUACAACUACACACGCCCAUGUAUUUUUUUCUUGCCAAUCUUUCUUUCUUGGAUAUUUUUAAUACUUCCGUUACCAUCCCUAAAAUGCUUAUCAGUGACAUAACUAAAAAACAGUCCAUUUCCUAUACUGGGUGCAUAACUCAGUUAUUUUUGUUCACUUCACUAGCAAGUGCAGAAUGUGUUCUUCUGGCAGUAAUGGCCUAUGAUCGAUAUCUAGCUAUUUGUUAUCCACUGCAUUACAUGGAGGUUAUGAACAAUAAAGUAUGUGUGUUACUGGCAACUCUAGCUUGGCUUGGAGGAUUCCUACAGUCAACGGUCCAUACUAUAUUCACUUUUCAACUAUCUUUCUGUCAACCUAGAUUAAUUGAUGGGUUCUUUUGUGAAGUUCCAUCUCUGUUAAAACUUUCAUGUUCUCUAACUUUUCUCAAUGAAGUUGUCCUAUUUUGUUUUGGUGGUCUUGUCAGCCUAACUCCAUUUCUUUUAACUUUUAUAUCUUAUACUGUGAUUCUAUUAACUGUUUUCAAUAUCCCUUCCUCUGAGGGCAGAAGCAAGGCCUUUUCUACGUGUGGCUCCCACUUAACAGUAGUAGCUAUGUUUUAUGGCGCUGCCACAUUUGUAUAUUUCCGUCCCACAUCCAGUUAUUCCUUACCAGUGGAUAGGCUUGUGUCUGUUUUUUACUCUUUGCUUACCCCAAUGGUUAAUCCAGUUAUUUAUAGCUUGAAGAAUAACGACGUUAAAGGCGCACUAAAGAAAAUGUUUGAAAAAAAAAGAUCAUAUAUUAGUAUGAAAAUCUUUUCAACUAGUUUAACAUUGUUUAUUUAA
Molecule: messenger RNA, 978 nt
Organism: Bombina bombina (fire-bellied toad)
Lineage: Eukaryota; Metazoa; Chordata; Amphibia; Anura; Bombinatoridae
Product: olfactory receptor 1019-like
Exons: 1
Coding region: 1-978 (325 amino acids)
Biological process (GO): G protein-coupled receptor signaling pathway
Cellular component (GO): membrane
Molecular function (GO): olfactory receptor activity; G protein-coupled receptor activity
Source: RefSeq, a predicted model, not a curated record